Molecule: messenger RNA, 1587 nt
Organism: Theileria orientalis strain Shintoku
Lineage: Eukaryota; Apicomplexa; Aconoidasida; Piroplasmida; Theileriidae
Exons: 1
Coding region: 1-1587 (528 amino acids)
Source: RefSeq, a predicted model, not a curated record
AUGAACUGUAUGCAAAAUAAGAUUAGAAGUGCAGUACCAAUAGUAUUACCACUGCUACUGCAAACACUGGCAAGACUGGUUAUAUUAGCAACACUGGCGUCAAUAAUAACAUCGAGUGCAAAGGUGAUGGCUAACACAAAAAAGGGGCUGGCCAAAAGAAGAGGAUGCAAAGUCGAAGACACGGAUGUCUUUAACUCGUACAGACUGAGCCAACUAAUCGACGACAUAAUGGACAUACUGAUAGUGGAAAACAAAAAGAACAUAGACAACACGCGCCUAGAAAUAGGAAAUGCGAAGGACAACGAAGCACAAGUGAAGACGAGUGCCAGGAGCAACGGAAACUCGGAGCCAAAAGGAAGAAAAAAGAUGAAGAGUGGCAGUAGAAGAGGAUACAGUAAUACAAAUGGAAAGGGGUAUAAAAAUAUUAGUAAAAGUAGCAUUAGAAGGAGUAGCAAAGAUGAAAAAGGAAUUAGUGAUGAAAAGGAGACUAACGGUGUCGAAGAAAGCAUAGUUAGCAUCUACAUUGUGAAUGAAUACAACGAUGCAGGCUAUGGCAAUAAUAGUAACGCCAAUUCUGGUAAUGAAAGUGCUAGUUAUCCCAAGGAUGAAAAUGGGAAUGAUAGUGAUGAUGACACAGGCAUUAACAAUAAAAAUGACACUGGCGAUGACGAUGGAAAUACAGAAAUUAUUAGCAGCGGAAGUGAAUAUGACAGUGAAAGCAGAAGUGGCACAGAUACAGAUGAUAUAGGAGCAGUGACGACGAUGGCGAUGGCAAUGGCGAUCACAGACACGCCGACAACAAUAAGCACCGCUGUUACGAGUAGUACGAAUACGAGCAUUAGCACAGCCAAUACCAGUAUUAGCACAGUCAAUAGCAAUAUUAGCACUACGAAUACCAGUAUCAGCACGACGAGUAGCAGUAUUGGCACGACGAAUACGACAGUAAGAACGAUUCAAAGUAUCUGUGAUUCGGAUUAUAGCAGCUAUAGUAACAACGCUGCUGCAAGUGACAAGGGUAAAAGUGGAGUAAAAAGUGACACAACAGCAAUAGUAGAAAGUAAAGGCCAUGUCGCAAUAAAAAAAUUCAGAAGAAAAGGUGGAAUGAAAGAAGAUUAUGAUGAGGAAGAAGAGGAAGACGAAGAUGUUGUCACAAGCAUAAGUGUUGUGGAUAAGAGGAGAAACGGUAAAAAGGAACUUAAACAGUUGAUAAGUGACAUGAUACAUAUAGUGAGAGGAGAUGAAAACUUUAGAGUCAAGGAAAUCGAAGAUAACCUUAAGUUUAUAAACUACUUUAAUCAGAAAAUACCGGACGAAAUUAAGCUGAAUAACCAGAAACUGGAACAGUGUAGACAUAAGUUAGCAGUGAACGAAAGGAACAUAAUACAUGGAAGACCAAGUAUGACGAACCAACAACUGAACAAGGUGAAGGAGAAGAUGGAAAUGCUCAGAGAAGAAAACGAAGCACUAAAAAGAGGAUCGGAAAGACUAAAAAGAAUAGAAAAGGACCUGAGGGAAAGAAUGAGGAGAAUCAAGGCGUACUUAAGAGUGUUUGAAGGGUCCCAAGGGUUCAUUCUAGGUAAACAGUAG